Molecule: messenger RNA, 1677 nt
Organism: Paramecium sonneborni
Lineage: Eukaryota; Ciliophora; Oligohymenophorea; Peniculida; Parameciidae
Source: the annotation of a GenBank genome assembly
GUUUGAUAAUUAAUUAUAUGUUUAAACCAAAAAGUUAGAAAGAUCAAUAAUAACAACCAUUUUAUUUGAGUUGGUUUACUAAUUAAGGGUACUUUAAAAGAUUGGUAAUUUAGCAUAGUGAAAAUUUGAAAAGAGGAGGAACAGCACCUUAAUAAUCUCGAAAGGAUAAAAUGGCAAUCAAGAGUCCAUAUUAGCAACCUUUAAUUACUAUAGCACAUAAUACUCCAAAUCCAUACUUAAGAACUAUGUGAGUAGUAUUUUAAGUAACCUAGAUCACAACCAAAAAAUUAUUAAAACAAUAUUUAACAAAUUUCUAAAAUUUACGCAGGCUAGUUUUAAGGUACAAUAAAAAGAAAAAGCCUUGAGAAACGUUAUGAUGAUGGUCCAAAGAGUGUUAGAGGUUCAUUUAAACCAUAAAGAACAUUUACUUAACAAGUUUCUAGACCUUUUCGUUGUUCUGAAUAAUAACAGAGUAGACCAUAAACUUAAUAAAUCAAUACAUUGGAACCUAAAUUUAAUUGUGAAAAUUUAGUAGUUGAUAAUUAUGAUGAUGAAUAACUGACUCCAAGAGAAUAAGAAGAUAUUGAAAUUGUUGACAUAGAUAAUAAUGAUGAUUAUUCAAUUGAAUCAAAUGAAGCAGAUAGUGAUGAACAUUAAAAUCUAUAAUUACCAACUUAAUUAUAAGAAUAAGAAGAACAAGAAUAAGGGCUACAAAAAAAUGCAUCUUUUGUACAAAAAUAAACUCAAGAACCAAUAGCUAGUAUAAGAAAAGCAACUGCUACACUUAAUAGACCAUAAACAUCUGAAGGUACAAGAAGAAAAAGAUUUAUGAAUUCUGGUAAAAAUGAUUCAAAACAAGUAUUUGAAACUAAAAAAUCAGAGUUUGAACUCUUAGAUUAUAAUCCUAAUGUAAUUUAAGAGGAUGAUUCAGAAAAUUAAGAAAUUAUACCAAUUAGUUUGAAUUAAUUGAAUUCUCCUAAAGUAUUAAAUUUUAUUCAUUUUUAUUUAGGAAUUGCUAUCGAUACGUUCUGGAUAAAGAAGAAAAUAAACAGAGUAAGGUUUGAUUGAGAAUUAUGAUUAAAAUGAAAGACCACCUUCAAGACAUAAAACACCUCCUAAAGCAACUGGUUUAGAAUUACCUAUUUAAUCAGGAAAUUAAAUUACUAAUAGAGAUGGAGUAGAUAUUCCGAUAAAGAAUAUGUAUGCUCAAAUUGAUAAAUUAGGUAUUGAUUUUAAUUAUUAUUUUAGAAAAUCUAAAAUAUAAUACGAAUGAUCUAAAGAAUAAUGAUGAUUUUGAUGAUUUUGAUUUAGGUUUCUUUAAAAUGAAUAAUAAAGUCAAUCUCAAUAAAUUUUAAUAGAAAGAUGGAUAUUAAACUGACGGAGGAAGUAAAUGAUUCUUUUUUUUAGUUAGAAAAAUAUAAUUCAGGAUAGAAACAUCCAUAAUCUGCUAAUUUAAAGUAUAAUGGAUUAGGAUUUCAAAAUGUAUCAUAUUCUCCAUUAAAUAAUCAAAUUACUUCUGCUCAUGGAUCUAGAAAUAAUGAAUAAUAAAUAGUUAUCAAAUAUAAUGCUAGCUCAAAUCUUCAUAAGAAUUUUAACAAUUAACCUGUCAAGGUUCCAUUUCAAACUUCAUUAGAUUAAGACUUUCUAAGAUUGUUUGCUAAUGAUUGCAUUGACUGA